This is a messenger RNA of Hyphopichia burtonii NRRL Y-1933, 2322 nucleotides long. RefSeq lists its product as uncharacterized. Gene Ontology annotation, molecular function: monoacylglycerol lipase activity. The transcript is spliced from 2 exons. Lineage: Eukaryota; Fungi; Ascomycota; Pichiomycetes; Serinales; Debaryomycetaceae. Bases 97 to 2211 code for a protein of 704 amino acids. The record is from RefSeq and is a predicted model, not a curated record.
AACUGACAGAAAACAUCACAGUAUAAUCGAGUUGAACAAGUUUAAACAGCUUUUGAAUAAUCGAAAUUACUUGUUUGAACAGUAUUAGAAUUAGCCAUGUCCAAUAAUGGCCCGUUUCUUUGGUACCGGGAUAAAGAAAGCUUGAAAAUAGGAGGAGUAAGUCGGUAUAGGAUACGGUACAAAAACAUUGACACCAAGAAAACCCAUAUUUAUUUUAGACUUAAGAAUAUUGAAAAGACAUCUAUUAGAGCCAUUCAUUUGUUGAAUGGACCGUUCAUCUUAUAUUGUCAUGUUGUGCCGUAUAGUUACGACCAUCGAAGACCAUUUAAACCAACCGAUGCUGGAAUAAAUAAAGAGGUUGUAUUUGAAAAUCAAAUUAAACCGGGACAAACUUUCAAUGUUAGGUUGGAGUUGAAUGAAAAUUCCUUUAUUGAAAAGAAUGUUGAAGAUUAUCCAGUUUACGGAUGGAGUAUUGAUGUUGUGUCACAAAUUGUUAUAACCAGGAAUACAUCGAUACUAUAUGAUUUUAUGAUUGGAGAUGAUAUUCAUGAGAUGAGAAAUAUUAAUACGGGCGCUUUGCAGUAUUCAUUGAGUCUGAUUAAUCGGGAUUUGAAAAGUGGGACUCUGAUAUUACCAGGAAUGGGUAAUAGUGUGCGUAAUAGUGAUGAUAACCAUGAUAACAAAUUAGGUAAAUCGACUAAUCCAAAUUUAACGAUUGAUAAACAAUUAGUUGAAGAUUUAUGGGCAACAAGGCCUAAAGAUCCCCAUAAACCCAUUCAUUUAGUUAUCGUGACCCAUGGGAUUUUUUCCAAUUUAACUGCAGAUAUGUUAUAUUUAAAGGAUACUAUUGAAUCAAAUGUUGAAGAAAAUGUUGUUGUGAAAGGUUUCAAAGAAAACGCUGGUAAGACUGAAAGAGGAGUUAAGAAAUUAGGCAUUAACGUUAGUAAUUAUUUAAAGGAUUUAAUUAAAACCAUGACUGAAGACCAAGAUUAUCAAAUCGAUAAAAUUAGUUUUAUUGGCCAUUCGUUAGGAGGAUUAGUCCAAUUAUAUGCAAUCAAGCAUUUAUUAUUAACUGAAGGGGUUGAUUAUUUUGAUAAGAGGAAAAUUCAACCAACUAAUUUAACUUUUAUGGCAUCUCCUUUAUUAGGAGUUUUAAGUGAAAUGAGUUUUUUAAUAUCUUGGUUUUUAGAUAUGGGGACAUUGGGUAAAACCGGUAGGGAUUUAACAUUACUGAAGAGAAUUCCCAAUCCAAAACAACUCAAAUUUAAUCUAUCUAAUGAUAUGAAGAAAAGAGGUAAUUUCAAACCAUUAUUAGAGGUUUUACCAGAUGAUCCAUUACAAAACUUUAUUGAGAAAUUCGAAAGACUAACGUUAUAUGCAAAUGCAAUUAAUGAUGGUAUAGUACCAUUAAGAACGAGUGCAUUAUUAUAUUUAGAUUAUGAAGCAUUGGGAGAUGUCACUCAAUUAAGAAAAGAACGAAGAACCACUAAACUUGAUCACACUGGAGGUGAAGAAGUUGGAGAAGUUCCAGAAGAAAACGAAAGAAAACAAGAAGAGCAAAGUCUUGAUGGAGAAGAUGAUAAAAAGGAAGGAACUAAAGAUGGAAUUGCCUCUAAAUAUUGGGAUUUUUUCUGGCUUAAUUUCACAAGUCCAUUCGAACCAAAAACUCAUAAGAAUGGUGGUGUGAAGACAAAUCUUCAAGAUAAGAAGAAGAAAUUAACUAAAAGAGAGAAAAAGUUUUUAAAGAUCACGGCAAAAGGUAACAGUGAAGAUUAUCAAGAUGCUGAUUUCGAAAAUAAAACGUUGAACAUUCCACCUAAAGCAUCAGCAGUUGAAAGUGCCAUAAAUACUGUAUUAUGUCCAAUACCUAAAACAAAAUACAUUUUAGAACCAGAAUCAAGAGAUGAAAUCAUUUUCCAUGAUAAAUUUUAUCAUUUUGAAAACUUACCUUCUAGUAUUAAUGAGGAUUCUAAAGGUAAGAAAGUUUAUUUAAAUUACCACGAUUGGAAGAUGAAUAAACAAGUUAAAAUUGCCAAAAAAUAUCAUACUCCUAAUAUGAAUUGGCGUAAAGUUUUGGUUAGCUUGCCUCCGGAUGCUCAUAAUAACAUUGUUGUUCGUCGAAGAUUUGCCAAUGGUUAUGGAUGGGGUGUUGUUGACCAUUUAUGUAAUGAGCUAUUCGACACCAGUGAUGAUUUAAGAGCUAAAAUCUAAUGUACCAUACUGUAUUUGAUUAUCUACAUGUUAUACUAAUUCACUAAUCUUAUCUACUUGUACAAUAUUAUACUUAUGCUUAUACAAUACUAUAAUAUGCUGUAAUAUAAC